AUGGAGGGGGGUGUUCAUAAAGCAGAUAGAACAGAAUUCACAGAAUGCUGGAGGACAACUUGGAAAAAACCCUACAUAAUGCGGCUUGCCCUAUCGGCUGGCAUUGGAGGACUCCUCUUUGGUUACGAUACAGGUGUUAUUUCUGGUGCACUUCUCUACAUUCGAGAAGACUUCAAAUCUGUUGAUAGGACAACAUUGCUACAGGAGACCAUUGUGAGCAUGGCAGUAGCAGGAGCUAUAGUUGGUGCCGCAUUUGGUGGAUACUUCAAUGACAAAUAUGGGCGGAGAAGGUCAAUUUUAGGAGCGGACUUUUUGUUCUUUGUUGGUGCUGUAAUUAUGGCCGGUGCUGUAAAUCCCGGGAUGAUAAUAGCUGGAAGAGUAUUUGUGGGUUUGGGUGUUGGAAUGGCAUCCAUGACAGCACCUCUUUACAUUUCGGAAGCAUCACCUGCUAAAAUCAGAGGAGCACUGGUUAGCACAAAUGGUUUCUUAAUCACCUUUGGGCAAUUUUUGGCUUAUAUUAUCAACCUAUGCUUUACCAAGGCACCUGGAACAUGGCGUUGGAUGCUUGGGAUAGCUGGAGUUCCAGCCCUUGUUCAAUUCAUAUUGAUGUGGUCGCUUCCCGAGUCUCCUAGAUGGCUGUAUAGAGAUAAUCAGGUAGAUGAGGCCAGGAAAAUAUUAGAGAAGAUCUAUCCUCCUAAUGAAGUUGAACAAGAGAUGAAGGCCUUACAGUCGUCUAUCGAAGCUGAAAAGGCGGACGAAGGUUCUAUUGGUGAUGGUAUGAUUUCAAAAUUAAAGAGUGCUUGGAGUAAUAAAAUAGUUCGAAGAGGUCUCUAUGCGGGAGUCACUGUCCAAGUGGCUCAGCAGUUUGUAGGCAUAAACACCGUCAUGUAUUAUAGCCCAACCAUAGUUCAACUGGCUGGAUUUGCUUCAAAAAAGACUGCUUUAGCACUUUCUCUCAUCACUUCUGGUCUCAACGCUAUUGGCUCCCUUGUGAGUAUGCUUUUUGUUGACAGAUUCGGGAGGAGGAGAUUGAUGAUUAUUUCUAUGUUUGGAAUUAUUAUCUGCCUUGUGGUGUUAUCCGGCAUGUUUUUUCAAGCUUCUACCCAUUCUCCGUCUAUCAGUAAACUCGAAUCCACACACUUCGGUGGGAACUCUACGUGCUCAAGUUACCAGACAGCUCCAGAUGCAUUGUCUUGGAAUUGUAUGACGUGCUUGAAAGCAUCCUCGGAUUGUGCAUUUUGUGCUAAUGGAGUGAAUCAAUAUCAUCCCGGGGCGUGCUUAGCUUCAAAUGAUGUUACCAAAAGAACAUGUGGUGCAGAAAACCGUACCUGGUAUACAAAUGGUUGUCCAAGCAAAUUUGGGAUUUUUGCAGUUCUUGUUAUGGGAUUAUAUAUUAUAAGUUACUCACCUGGAAUGGGAACUGCACCUUGGAUUGUGAACUCGGAGAUAUACCCUUUGAAAUACCGAGGCAUUUGUGGAGGAAUCGCUGCAGUGUCUAACUGGAUUUCCAAUCUCAUUGUAAGUGAGACGUUCUUGACAUUAACUGAGGCGAUUGGUUCAGCUGGCACAUUUCUCCUGUUUGCCGGAUUUUCCUUCCUCGGACUGGUAGCUAUAUAUUUCCUUGUACCAGAAACCAAAGGAUUGCCAUUUGAGGAGGUCGAGAAGAUGCUGGAAAAAGGUUACAAACCUUGCUUAUGUUCCUCCAAGCAAAAGAAUGUUGAUUCUGCUUAAGCGCAAAAUAUUUGUUAAUUUCAUUUAACUUCAUUAUUUUUACU
Molecule: messenger RNA, 1775 nt
Organism: Cornus florida
Lineage: Eukaryota; Viridiplantae; Streptophyta; Magnoliopsida; Cornales; Cornaceae
Product: inositol transporter 4
Exons: 6
Coding region: 1-1731 (576 amino acids)
Biological process (GO): transmembrane transport
Cellular component (GO): membrane
Molecular function (GO): myo-inositol:proton symporter activity
Source: RefSeq, a predicted model, not a curated record